GUCUCUAACAUUAUAAUAUAUCCUAAUUAACCAAACGGUAAACCCAUUUAGCGAAAUUACAACAACAAACAAUGUAAUCCAAAAAUUUUUUUAACGCUAGUGAUGAAUUAUUCUCAAAAAUCUGAAUGAGUUUCAUAGAAAAGUUGAACCAAGCAAGUAUGUCAGUCCAGUCCUAUAGCUCGCUUUUCCACCUCUUGCACGUGAUACUCUGUCACACUGCCAGUACCACCCUACCAUUACUCUCCUUCCUCCUUUCACCAUUCAUUCACUCUCUUUUCAUCCCUUUUGUCAUUUCAUUUCCAUUUUACAAUGCUUUUACCUCUCUGAACUUGUACACAAUAAUGUUGUCCAAAUCAUUCUCCUUAGUUUUCUUCUCUAGUUUUUCAUUAAAUCUUCUCCUAUCUUACGUUAAUUGCUCGCAUCUUCCAGCAGAUGCUCAAGCACUCUUAGACUUCAAAAGAAAAGCUGAUUUGAAUAAUAAGCUCGAUUUUAACACCACUUUUUCGCAUUGCAAAUGGCAAGGUGUUCAAUGUUAUAAACAUAGAGUUGUUCGACUCGUGAUUGAAGGGUAUAAUCUUGGCGGCAUAUUUUCAUCUGACUCACUAACUCGACUAGAUCAACUCCGAGUUCUCAGUCUACAGAACAACUCGCUUGUUGGACUAAUUCCAAAUCUUUCUAGUCUCACUAAUCUUAAGGCCUUAUUUCUUCACCACAAUCGUUUUUCUGGGUCUUUUCCGCCGUCUAUUGUAACGCUCCAUCGAAUUAGAACCCUUGAUUUGUCGUAUAACAAUCUCACCGCCGAGUUACCCACUUGGUUGGCUCGGUUAGACCGAUUGUACUACCUCCGCCUCGAGUUUAACCAGUUCUUGGGACCGAUUCCGGCACUAAAUCAGUCUACAUUGUCGGUUUUCAAUGUUUCAAGCAACAAUCUCAAGGGACCGAUUCCGGUGACACUUGUGUUAUCUAAAUUCAGUCCGUCUAGUUAUAAUCAUAACCCGGGAUUGUGCGGGAAGAUUCUGCACAAGCAAUGCAGUAAAAUACAUUUUUUCGGCCCCGCCGCGGCUGACCCUGCAUCAUCCGCGGCGCCAAUGGAGGCGGUGGGAGGAAUCGGGCAGCAGAGCUCGCAACUACGCGGGGUGGGCUUAUCCAAACCGAGUCGAAAUAGUCAUACUAGUAAGGCUCUAAUAUGGGGGUUCAUUGUAGGAGUAACAGUACUAAUAGGGUCAGUCACAUGCUUUGCUCUAGCAGUAAGGAAGCAGAGGAGAGACCGUCAUAUUGAAAGAACAACUAUGGCAUCAGACUAUUCGGCAAACGCGGACGCAGCCGCAGUGAUGAGGACAGAGGAGGAGAUGGAGGAGAAAGUGAAGAGCGCGCAACAAGAAGGCAUGAUCAAGGUAGCAGCGGCAGCGGCGACAGUAGGGAAGAGUGGGAGUUUGGUGUUUUGUGCAGGUGAAACUGAGUUAUAUUCUUUGGAACAAUUGAUGAGAGGAUCGGCUGAAUUGUUAGGAAGAGGGACUAUUGGUACUACAUAUAAAGCAGUACUUGAUAAUCGUUUGAUUGUUUGUGUUAAGAGAUUGGAUUCGAGUAGAAUUGGGGGUGCAGGUAAAGAGGUGUUCCAGCAACACAUGGAAUCAGUUGGCGCGCUUAGACACCCUAAUUUGGUGCCCUUAAGGUGUUAUUUUGAGGCAAAGGAAGAGAGGCUUUUAGUGUAUGAUUAUCAACCUAAUGGAAGCUUGUUUUCUCUCAUACAUGGUUCCAAGUCAGCAAGGGCAAAGCCUCUACAUUGGACUUCAUGCUUGAAAAUAGCGGAGGACAUAGCACAAGGACUUUCGUAUAUUCAUCAAGCUUGGAGAUUAGUCCAUGGCAACCUUAAAUCCUCUAAUGUCCUCCUUGGUUCUGACUUUGAGGCAUGUAUCACUGACUAUUGCUUGAGUGUGUUAGCUGAGUCAUCAUUAGCAGAGGAUGAUCCUAGCUUGUGGGCGUAUAAAGCACCAGAAUUCCGCAAGUCUGAUUCUGAAGCAACAUCUAAAUCAGAUGUAUAUGCUUUCGGAGUGUUGCUACUUGAGCUCUUGACUGGAAAACCACCAUCUGAGCAUCCAUAUCUUACUCCAAAUGACAUAGUACACUGGGUAAGAUCUGCAAGAGAUGUUGCAGAUGGCGGUAGUGAUGAGAAUAGGCUCGUGAUGCUUCUUGAGGUGGCCAUAGCUUGUAGUGUUGCCUCCCCAGAGCAGAGGCCUAACAUGUGGCAAGUUUUGAAAAUGUUGCAAGAAAUCAAAGAGGCCGCAUUGAUGGAAGAAGAUGACUUGAGCACUGGUGAAGAGAUGUCCUAGGCUACUGAUAUUGAUCUACAUAUAGUAUUCCUUUCAAGUACUCAAAUCAUGGAAGCCUUUUUCCUACUUAUAGUUUCUCCACAAUUUUUGGAUGACAAAAAUGUGAAAUAGAGGGUAACACCAAAAAGUGUCGUUAGGAUUGGCAUCAAAAUGGACUGCGACAGGACAACUAUAGCUCUAAGCCUCUGAGCAUUUGGUUUCAGCAAAGCUACUCGCUGAAACAAAGAAAAGUCUUUAAGCCUAAGCCUUACCCUUACAAUUUGGAAGUAAUGGCGUGGGAAGUUGGAAGUAGAAAGCUAAUUCCCGAAUCAAAUUGCUGGAGCUCAAUUCGAAAUAAAGUGGUCAUUUGGUUAGAAGUAGGAUGCAUCACUAAUAUGCUUUGUUUCCAUUGAAAUGCCAUACUUUGGUUGAACACGGAAUUCUAUUAUUAUUGGAAUAGUUAAUUUUGGAGGCACUAGGUUAGCAAUUUAUUUUUCCCCUCUUUGAUUUAGGAAGAACUUGUGAAUGUAUAUAUGUUAACUAAAUGACCAUUAUUAAAAA
This is a messenger RNA of Chenopodium quinoa (quinoa), 2870 nucleotides long. RefSeq names its product probable inactive receptor kinase At5g67200. The record is from RefSeq and is a predicted model, not a curated record. The coding region runs from base 126 to 2330 and encodes 734 amino acids. Gene Ontology annotation, biological process: protein phosphorylation. NCBI's taxonomy places the organism in Eukaryota, Viridiplantae, Streptophyta, Magnoliopsida, Caryophyllales, Amaranthaceae. The transcript has 2 exons. Gene Ontology annotation, molecular function: protein binding; protein kinase activity; ATP binding.